Messenger RNA from Physella acuta, 1062 nucleotides. Its product is annotated as lipoxygenase homology domain-containing protein 1. Gene Ontology annotation, molecular function: protein binding. The record is from RefSeq and is a predicted model, not a curated record. Lineage: Eukaryota; Metazoa; Mollusca; Gastropoda; Physidae.
UGUCAAUUAGUUAAUUAGUUCACCAGGAUUUAUAAGUUGGUUGUUUUUCUGUAUUCGGACCAUACACAGAGAAAGCCCAAGAUGAUGAAAAUGUCAGCGAUCUUUUGUUUGCUGUGUCUGGUUUUGUUCAUACGACCGGGAUUCUCGAAAACCAUCGACUACAAGAUAACUAUAAAAACUGGUGAUGUAGAUACUGCCGGCACCGACGCUUCAGUUUUCAUAACCAUUUUUGGCUCUAGUGGUUCGACAAAAAAACAUUACUUACCUGGCAGCUUUGAAAGAGGAGACGUGGACACUUUUAUUAAGGUUAAUGACGAAAACGUCGGACAAAUUCAAUCUAUUGAGAUUGGACAUGACAACGGUGGUACUAAGCCUGGUUGGUACCUGGAUUAUGUUACAAUAGAUCAGCCAGUAGCCGCUAUAAGUGACAACAACUUUAAGCCUGGCUUCACUCAUUACCUGUUCAGCUUCAAUAACUGGAUCGCUGCCGACGACGGAGACAAGUCACUGGUCAAGAAGGUUAAUGUUACACGGGCUGAUGUUUAUCAAGGAUCCUCGAAAGACAUCGAAUACAAGAUAACUAUAAAAACUGGUGAUGUAGAUAAUGCCGGCACCGACGCUUCAGUUUUCAUAACCAUUUUUGGCUCUAGUGGUUCGACAAAAAGACAUUACUUACCCGGCAGCUUUGAUAGAGGAGACGUGGACACUUUUAUUAAGGUAAAUGACGAAAACGUCGGACGAAUUCAAUUUAUUGAGAUUGGACAUGACAACGGUGGUACUGACCCUGGUUGGUACCUGGAUAAUGUUACAAUUGAUCAGCCAGUAGCCGCUAUAAGUGACAAAAACAUUAAGCCUGGCUUCACUCAUUACCUGUUCAGCUUCAAUAACUGGAUCGCUGCCGACGCGGGAGACGACCCACUGGUCAAGAAGGUUAAUGUUGCACGGGCUGAUGUUUAUCCAUAUUGAUGUUUUAAAGAUGAAGAUUACACUGAUUUCAAUAAUAUUAUGAGAACUGUUUAGGAAAUGCUGUUUCAAAUAGUCAAAUACAAUUAUUGAACAUUC